Molecule: messenger RNA, 501 nt
Organism: Penicillium argentinense
Lineage: Eukaryota; Fungi; Ascomycota; Eurotiomycetes; Eurotiales; Aspergillaceae
Exons: 1
Coding region: 1-501 (166 amino acids)
Source: RefSeq, a predicted model, not a curated record
AUGCAGAACCCAUUGCAGCCUGCUCCCGGCGCUGCCUUUGACCAGGUCCUAGGCUUCCACCAACUUGGAGAAGUAUCAAGUACUAGCCAUACAAUCAAUACGGGUGUUGGUGGAUUACAGACGACAAGUGAUGGGUAUAUGGCCCCCGGGGCGCUCGAAGAGCCAUUUUCUCCGAUAAAUCAGCCUGUUGGCCCACAGGAUAGCUCUUACUAUCCUCUAAUGAGUCUACAGGUCUCACAGAUGGAGACUUAUCUCGAGAAUUCAUUCGCGGAUGCGAAUUUGAGAUCUUCAGAUAUGGCCCUUUUGGAUACCCUGCCUCCUGCUCCCGAUGCUUUGUUGUUAAGCGAUGAUUGCUUUACUGGACAGAUCAACGAUGGACACAACACGAGGCCGAUUGCGUCGCAAUCGGGAGAGACGAGAACAAAUUCCCUUGAAGGCCAUGGAGACGAGUUUGAUUAUGUCCUUGGAGGAAUAGGAGGCGAAGUUCCCCUGAUUCAAUGA